This is a messenger RNA of Emiliania huxleyi CCMP1516, 369 nucleotides long. RefSeq lists its product as hypothetical. The transcript is spliced from 3 exons. The record is from RefSeq and is a predicted model, not a curated record. Bases 1 to 369 code for a protein of 122 amino acids. Lineage: Eukaryota; Haptophyta; Isochrysidales; Noelaerhabdaceae.
AUGAGCACACCAGUGAGGGAGGGCGAGACGAUCGAGGGGGAAGACAAGGACGUUGACGUGCAGCUGCUGCUGUUCGAGUCGUUCGGCGGGUUCGGGAGGGGGUACCUCGAUGAGGUGACUUGGACCACUAAGAAUUGGCUGGGGCUGCAGAAGCAGCGUAUCUCGGUCGUUCUUCACACGGCAAUCGCAGAGCAGGUUGUGAAUGAGCUUGCCUGUGGCGGGGGCGGGCGGGUGCACGGAGCUAAGUGCCUCGCCGCCCUCGCAGGAGUCGGCUUAGGCGGCUCCCGUGGUGUGCCUGUGUUAGUGCCAGUGCGCGCCAGUCCCGUGCCCAGUGUCGUGCGAGUGAUGUUGGUAAAAUUCUUUUUGUAG